CUUAUAAUAAUAAAUUAGAGAUGGCAUAAUAAAAUUACGGAGGCAACAAUUGAUGAAACAGGAAGGAGAAGCAGCCAGGGGAAGGAGGCAUGUUGACGGAGACCCGCCCGGGUCUCCCACGGAUUCCCUCUUAUUAAUAAAAUCGACCAAACUCACUAGUUGUAAAUCCUGAAUUUUGCCUAUUAUUAUUUGGACAAGGUUACAUUGACAAAUUCAAUUCCAAGCUGGUCUUUUCCUGGUAUAAUUUGCAACCCUAUUGAAGUGCUCCAUCGAUAUUGAAGCAAUUUGAACCGUUGAAAGUUAUUCUGAUGGGAAAAGCAUCGAGGGACAAGAGGGAUAUUUACUACCGAAAAGCAAAGGAAGAAGGGUGGCGUGCCCGAAGCGCCUUCAAGCUCCUUCAGAUUGAUGAGGAAUUUAAUAUCUUUGAAGGCGUGAAGCGUGUUGUGGAUUUGUGUGCCGCACCAGGCAGCUGGAGUCAGGUUUUAAGCCGGACGUUAUAUCUCCCCGCAAAGCUGUCACCUGAUACCAAGGAUGACGAUCUACCACUUAUUGUGGCUAUUGACUUACAGCCUAUGGCUCCCAUUGAAGGUGUUAUUCAAGUGCAGGGUGAUAUAACAAAUGCUAAAACUGCUGAAGUGGUUAUUAGACAUUUUGAUGGAUGCAAGGCUGAUCUUGUUGUCUGUGAUGGUGCACCUGAUGUAACGGGACUUCAUGACAUGGAUGAAUUUGUUCAAUCCCAGCUUAUAUUGGCGGGCCUAACCAUAGUCACUCACAUACUAAAAGGAGGCGGAAAGUUCAUAGCAAAAAUUUUUCGAGGAAAAGACACAAGUCUCCUUUACUGUCAGCUAAAACUGUUUUUCACAGAAGUGACUUUUGCUAAGCCAAAAAGUAGUCGCAAUUCUAGCAUAGAGGCAUUUGCAGUUUGUGAAAAUUACUCUCCACCUGAAGGAUUCAAUGAGAGAAACCUUUAUCGCCUUCUUGAACAAGUUGGAAGUCCAUCAGGCACUGGGGACCUAGAUUGCAGUAGUGGAUGGCUGGAAGGUCCUAAUAAGGUUUAUAUCCCAUUUUUGGCUUGUGGAGACCUGAGUGGAUAUGAUUCAGAUCGUUCAUAUCCACUUCCUAGAGCUGCAGAUGGAACCUAUCAGUGUUUAGAUCCUGUACAACCUCCGAUUGCACCACCGUACAAACGAGCUCUUGAAAUGAAGAAAGCUUCAAGUCAAGGAAUCCAUAAUCUUGACAAGCUCUCUCUUAACCCCUAAGCAAAAACAGUUCUCUUCUCCGACAUCUCAAAAGUUGCAGUUAUAUGUCACCAAACGUAAGGGCUCCUUCUCGUUAACUGGUCUUGUUGUCCCCACGGCGGGAUGUAUGGUUGGCGCGUGUCAUGAAUUUGAGUCUUGCCGUGAACCAAGCGUGAUAUUUUUUAGUAUAGGAGGGUAGAUGAACGAGCCCAUUAUUACGAAGUUCCAAAGUUCAAAACAACUUUUUUUUUGGGUCAUCAAUGGAUGAUAAUCAUCAGACACUUGUGUAAUAGCAUAUUGGGUGUUUUUAUUCUUCAAUUAACAGACAACGAUCACUGGUUAUGACAUUAUUUUCUGCAUUAGUGCUACUGAUGCUAUAAUGAGAAUCCUUUUAUUUUUUGGGAACGCCCGAGAAA
This is a messenger RNA of Capsicum annuum, 1654 nucleotides long. RefSeq names its product putative tRNA (cytidine(32)/guanosine(34)-2'-O)-methyltransferase. Gene Ontology annotation, molecular function: tRNA methyltransferase activity. The coding region runs from base 309 to 1259 and encodes 316 amino acids. Lineage: Eukaryota; Viridiplantae; Streptophyta; Magnoliopsida; Solanales; Solanaceae. The transcript is spliced from 13 exons. Gene Ontology annotation, cellular component: cytoplasm. Gene Ontology annotation, biological process: tRNA methylation; cytoplasmic translation. The record is from RefSeq and is a predicted model, not a curated record.